Molecule: messenger RNA, 2011 nt
Organism: Haliotis rubra (blacklip abalone)
Lineage: Eukaryota; Metazoa; Mollusca; Gastropoda; Lepetellida; Haliotidae
Product: hydroxyacid oxidase 1-like
Exons: 8
Coding region: 34-1131 (365 amino acids)
Molecular function (GO): oxidoreductase activity; FMN binding
Source: RefSeq, a predicted model, not a curated record
UCGCUCUCCUCAUCUGCGCAUGUCACUGUUGCAAUGGAAGAGACGCGUUUGCUGAGUGUGUUAGAUUACGAGGAGUACGCGAGGGGGAGGCUUGGUCCCGUGGAGGCGUAUUUCAACUCUGGGUGUCACCUGGAACAAACACUCAAGGACAAUGUGUCAGCUUAUUCAAGAUACCGGUUUCGUCCCCGCGUGCUGAAGGAUGUAUCCAAGAGGGACAUGUCCACUACAGUGCUGGGCAGCCCGGUCAGCUGUCCAGUAGGCGUGGCACCAAUGUCCAUGUGCCGGAUGGCCCAUCUGGAUGGGGAGAUGGGAAUAGCUAAAGCAUGUGAGCGACACAGGGUCCCCUUUGGCCUCUCCACCCUCUCAACCGUCGGGAUCGAGGAAAUUGGAACCGGAGCUCCCAACAGCGUCAGGUGGUUCCAACUGUACAUAUUCAAGGAGCGUCGCCUGACAGAAACUCUGGUGCAGAGAGCAGAGGCGGCUGGGUUCUCUGCCCUUGUUCUGACGGUAGACGCGCCGGUCGGCGGCAGACGGCUAGCUACAGCGAGAGAAGGAUUCACAGUACCGGGUCAUAUCAGGUUACCGAACAUCGACGCUUCGAAAUCUCUGACAACUGAUGUUGCCAAUAUGCCCUAUAUGGAAUUUGUUGCAAAGCAGCUGGACCCGUCGGUGACGUGGGAUGACGUGAGAUGGCUGCAGAACUUCACUCGAUUGCCCCUUAUUGUGAAGGGUAUUCAUACUGCUGAAGACGCGAGGGAGGCGGUAUCUCACGGUGUGUCGGCUAUCUGGGUGUCGAAUCACGGCGGGCGACAGUUAGACGGUGUACCGGCCUCGUUAGACGUUCUCGCGGAGGUCGUGGACGCUGUCGGUGGUCGUUGUGAAGUGUACUUGGACGGCGGCGUCAGGAGCGGAUUUGACGUCAUCAAGGCGGUGGCAAUUGGCGCCAGGGCUGUGUUUAUUGGCAGACCAGCAUUGUGGGGUCUGGUGCACAAGGGUACAGAGGGCGUUGUUAAUCUCCUGCAGCUGGUAAAGGAUGAAGUGGACAACGCCAUGGCGCUCCUGGGCGUAACUACCCUGAGCGAAGUGAAUCGAAAUCACGUGAUACACAAGUCCUUCCUUCCAAGGCUGUGAUCUGUAUCAGCGCUCGAGUGUGCGUGCGUGCGUGCGUGGGUGUGUGCGUGUGUGCGUGUGUGCAUGCGGGGAGCAUUGUAUUCUGCGCGCGCGCUCUUUUAGCGAUGCGGUGAAACUGCAAAAUUUCACCACCUCGAAUACUUCUCCACAGGAUUUCAAGUACAAUGCAUGACUGUGCAUACUUCGUAAUAAUAAGACGUAAUGGCAACGUAUUAUAAGAUGUCCUCGUCAUGGUACUUCUCUGGGAUUUCGUGAUGUGAGGUUUACAGUCGAGAGAUAAGUGAACCUCCAUGGAGGCAGCAUUGUGACCAUCUCGUGUUAUUCCGGGCCAUGCCGAAGAGCGACUCGUACCCUUCUCAUGAUCAUUGGGAAGCAACUCAGGGCAAAUUAGCAGACGUGAAAGAAUUGUCAACUCGUUUGAUUCAUUUGUGUAAUGAUUAACAGAUAUUUCCUCAAUAUACCAUAUGAUUGCAGAUGCUGUUUAAAACGUAUAGAUUUUUGAUUUAAUGAUCAAGGAUUAUUCCUGAGGUAUACUCGUUAGGAUGAGAAAGCCACAAUAACUCGGUGCGCCUGGUGGCUGCAAGAGUUGCAUACUCCCCAGGAGUUGAGAUUGAUACUAAGAUGUGCCGUUGAGAUUGUCAACCAAUGAUCGAGGGGAAAAAUGCCAGCGCCUUGAGCAUGCACUAGUUGCCUGGAUAUGUGCGCUAUAUAAAAUAUCCUAUCCUAUAAUAAUAGUUGACGUCAUAGCACAUUCUGAUUAUAUUAUAUUUAGAGUAUUAUUCAAUGAGUAGAUUAUUCAAUGUAUAUUUUAUCUACAUACUCCUGCAUUUAUGUUUCCGGUUACACUCCAUGAACAAAAAAUAAACUAUUUGUGCAAUAA